UCUCUGCUGCUCUCACAGCUUUAUCCAGACCAAAUUAAAGGCAGCGAGCUUCCAGAAGAGAAUGAUGGAGAAGAAUCCACCAGGAUGCAUGGAGAUGCUUCCAUUUCUUUAAAGACUGAAGACGCUGAGAAGAAUCAAGACGACAAUGAUUUAGAGCACCCUCCUUCUGAGCUGAAACACAAGUCAGACUCUGGAUAUAAGAAAUGUUCUACAGAGCAGAAAACAGUGGAGUCAAAAAGGAAAGUCCACACAGGAAUGAAGCUUAGCUGUGAAGAUUGUAGCAAAACAUUUAGUAGUAAAUACACUUUAAGCACACACAUGAGAAUCCAUACAGGACAGAAGCAUUUCUGUUGUGAUAUAUGCGAAAAGGGAUUUAGCCGAAAAUCUAAUUUAAACACACACAUGACAGUCCACACAGGACAGAAGCCUUUCUGUUGUGAUCUGUGUGGAAAAAGAUUUAGCGAUAAAGCAAAUUUAAACAAACACAUGAGAAUCCACACAGGACAGAAGCAUUUCUGUUGUGAUCUAUGUGGAAAAGAAUUUAGCCAAACGUCAAUUUUAAACAGACACAUGAGUAUCCAUACAGGACAGAAGCAUUUCUGUUGUGAUUUAUGUGGACAAAGAUUUAGCCAGAAAUCUAAGUUAAACACACACAUGACCAUCCAUACAGGAGAGAAGCCUUUCUGUUGUGAGCUAUGUGGACAAAGAUUUAGCCAAACAUCAAUUUUAAACACACACAUGACCAUCCAUACAGGAGAGAAGCCUUUCUGUUGUGAGCUAUGUGGACAAAGAUUUAGCCAAACAUCAAUUUUAAACACACACAUGACCAUCCAUACAGGAGAGAAGCCUUUCUGUUGUGAGCUAUGUGGACAAAGAUUUCGCCACAAACCUGCUUUAAAAACACAUGUGAGAACCCAUAAAGGAUGAAAAAUGCUCUGCUAUGAAUAGUAACUCAAACUGCUCAGCUGUAGUUAACUAUGAGAUGAUCUAUGUCGACAAAGUUUUGUUACACAUGUUCAUUAAACAAACACACAAGAAUCCAUACUGAAAAUGGCUCUUCUAUGAAUAUUAACUCAAAGUG
Molecule: messenger RNA, 1081 nt
Organism: Fundulus heteroclitus (mummichog)
Lineage: Eukaryota; Metazoa; Chordata; Actinopteri; Cyprinodontiformes; Fundulidae
Product: gastrula zinc finger protein XlCGF7.1-like
Exons: 1
Coding region: 85-927 (280 amino acids)
Biological process (GO): regulation of transcription by RNA polymerase II
Cellular component (GO): PcG protein complex; transcription regulator complex
Molecular function (GO): DNA-binding transcription factor activity, RNA polymerase II-specific; RNA polymerase II cis-regulatory region sequence-specific DNA binding
Source: RefSeq, a predicted model, not a curated record